CUCAUCCCCUAUUUGAUGAUGUUGGCUCUAGCCGGGAUCCCCAUUUUCUUCCUGGAAGUCUCCCUGGGGCAGUUUGCUAGUCAGGGGCCCGUGUCGGUCUGGAAAGCCAUCCCCGCCUUGCAAGGCUGUGGCAUCGCAAUGCUGAUCAUCUCGGUUCUGAUAGCCAUAUAUUACAAUAUUAUCCUGUGCUACACACUUUUCUACCUUUUUGCGUCCUUUGUACCUGUGCUCCCUUGGGCCUCCUGUAACAACCCAUGGAACACGCCGGACUGUAAAGAUAAAAACAAACUCUUGUUAGAUUCCUGCAUUAUUGGUGACCACCCAAAAAUACAAAUCAAGAACUCUACAUUCUGUAUGAGUGCCUAUCCAAACUUGACUAUGGUUAACUUCACCAGUGAAGGAAACAAAACGUUUGUCAGUGGCAGUGAGGAAUACUUCAAGUACUUUGUAUUGAAGAUUUCAGCAGGGAUUGAAUAUCCUGGUGAGAUUAGAUGGCCCUUGGCACUAUCUCUUUUCCUAGCUUGGGUGAUUGUAUACGCCUCCCUUGCUAAAGGAAUCAAGUCAUCAGGAAAAGUGGUGUACUUUACUGCUACAUUCCCCUAUGUAGUUCUCAUCAUCCUUCUUAUAAGAGGAGUAACUCUACCUGGAGCUGGAGCUGGAAUCUGGUACUUCAUCACACCAAAGUGGGAGAAGCUAAUUGAUGCUAUGGUUUGGAAGGAUGCUGCCACUCAGAUUUUCUUCUCCCUCUCUGCAGCAUGGGGAGGUCUAAUUACUCUCUCUUCUUACAACAAAUUCCAUAAUAAUUGCUACAGGGACACAUUGAUAGUUACGUGUACCAACAGUGCCACAAGUAUAUUUGCAGGCUUUGUUAUCUUCUCAGUUAUUGGCUUCAUGGCAAAUGAGCUCAAAGUGAAUAUCGAAGCCGUGGCAGACCAAGGUCCUGGAAUUGCUUUCGUGGUUUACCCAGAAGCCUUAACUAGGCUUCCCCUCUCUCCGUUCUGGGCUAUAAUAUUCUUUUUGAUGCUUCUGACACUUGGAUUGGACACGAUGUUUGCCACUAUCGAGACUAUAGUGACCUCUGUUUCAGAUGAGUUCCCCAAAUACUUACGUACGCACAAGGCACUGUUCACUCUUGGGUGCUGCAUCUCCUUUUUCAUCAUGGGAUUUCCUAUGAUCACUCAGGGGGGAAUGUAUAUGUUACAGCUUGUGGACACUUACGCAGCUUCUUAUUCUCUUGUCAUCAUUGCCAUCUUCGAGCUUGUUGGAGUUUCCUAUAUAUAUGGAUUGCAAAGAUUUUGUGAAGAUAUAGAAAUGAUGAUUGGAUUCCAGCCUAGUAAAUUCUGGAGAGUCUGCUGGGCAUUUGUGACCCCAACUAUUUUAACAUUUAUUCUUUGCUUCAGUUUUUACCAAUGGGAGCCGAUGACUUACGGAGCUUACCACUACCCAGGCUGGUCCAUGGUGCUUGGAUGGCUGAUGCUGGCCUGCUCAGUUAUCUGGAUCCCAGUUAUGUUUGUGAUAAAAAUGCAUCUAGCCCCAGGCAAAUUUAUUGAGCGACUCAAGUUGGUGUGCUCUCCACAGCCUGACUGGGGCCCGUUUUUGGCCAAGCACCGCGGUGAACGUUACAUGAAUAUGAUUGAUCCGCUGGGAACCUCUUCCCUGGGACUUAAACUGCCAGUGAAGGAUAUAGAACUGGGGACCCAAUGCUAA
Molecule: messenger RNA, 1707 nt
Organism: Phalacrocorax carbo (great cormorant)
Lineage: Eukaryota; Metazoa; Chordata; Aves; Suliformes; Phalacrocoracidae
Source: RefSeq, a predicted model, not a curated record